Molecule: messenger RNA, 3447 nt
Organism: Phoenix dactylifera (date palm)
Lineage: Eukaryota; Viridiplantae; Streptophyta; Magnoliopsida; Arecales; Arecaceae
Source: RefSeq, a predicted model, not a curated record
UCAGGCUCAACAAAAAGCUUUCUUUUUCCGAGGCCGCUCCUCUUCGGCGGUCCUUUAAGGCCGCAGCACCGCGAGCGGCGGCGACCCGAAACCCUUAAACCCUAAGACCCACUGCCAUGAGAAGUAGAUGGACCGCUGCCAUCACCCCCGGUGAGUCUACCGUCCCUCUCCUCCACCCCUCUUCCUCUUCUGCAUUCCCCGUCUACCUCCCCCGGCGACCCUUCUCUUUUCCUUCCUCCUCGUCCGUCGCCGCCGCCCCGGAAACCCCAAGCCCAGAAAGCCCAAUACUGGACUCCCAUCUCCUCGCUCAGCUCUCCUCCAUCCUCUCCCGCCGGCACUGGCGCCGGAGCCGCACCCUGAAACGAUUGGCCCCCUCCCUCACCCCACUGCACGUCGCCGAGCUCCUGCGGACCCGCCCUCUCGACCCAGAGACCGCCCUCGCCUUCUUCCACUGGGUUGGCCAGCGGCCUGGCUACCGCAACAACGUAGACUCCUAUGCUGCCCUCCUUGGUAACCUCCUUCGCUCCAAAUCCCCCGUCAAUGCCGAGAAGAUCAUCGUCUCUAUGGUUAAGUCGUGCAAUUCUGCCAAAGAUAUGCGCUCCACCAUAAAUUCCAUUAGAGCCUUUCGUCGAGCAGGUGGCUGCGCCGGCUUCAGGCCGUCGCUCCGAUGCUAUCACAUGCUGUUAAGGUCCCUCGAGAGAUUCUCAAUUACUGAUGAGAUGAAAGAUUUAUACCAACAGAUUGUUAAAGAUUGGAUCUUGCCGGAUAUCAUUACAUGCAAUACGAUUAUCAAGGCACACUGCAAGGAAGGGAAUAUUGCUGAGGCAAAGCAGUAUUUAAGGUACUUACUGGAAGCAGGAUUGAAACCCGAUACCUUUACUUACAAUUCUUUGAUCUUAUGCUACUGUAAAAAUAAGGAUUUGGAUAGGGCUUGUUGGGUCUUUGUGAUGAUGCCGCAGAUGGGCUGCCAGAGGAAUGAAUUCUCAUACACCAUUCUUGUCCACGGGCUCUGUGAGGCCCGCUGGAUUGACAAAGCUUUUGUGCUGUUCUCAAAGAUGGGUGAUGAUGGCUGCUGCCCGAAUGUGCACACUUACACAGUGAUGAUCGACGGCCUCUGCAAGGAGGGCAAGGUUGAGGAUGCUAAAUCAUUGCUGAGUGAGAUUUCUGGCAGGGGUUUGGUCCCUAGCACCGUGACUUACAAUGCUUUAGUCGAUGGGUACUGUAAAGACGGAAACAUAGAGGCUUCUUUGAGGAUUAUGAAACUGAUGGAAUCGAAGGGCUGUAAGCCAGAUGCUUGGACAUAUUCAGUGAUGAUUCAUAAGCUUUCUAAGGAGAAUCGCCUAGAGGAUGCUGAAGCCAUGUUGAAUGAGGCUAUUGAGAAAGACUCGUCUCCCAAUGUAUUUACUUACACUGCAUUGAUUGAUGGGUAUUGCAAGCAGGGAAAAUUUGUUGAUGCUUGUAGGGUUAUGAAACUGAUGGAGUUGAAUGGGUGCAAACCAGAUGCUUGGACUUAUACAAAGAUGAUUGACAGCCUUUGUAAGGAUAAUAGGCUACAUGAUGCGAAAAGCAUGCUAGACGAGAUGUUUGAGAAAGGCUUGGAGCCUAAUGUUGUCACCUACACUGCUUUGAUGGAUGGGUAUUGUAAGAGAGGAAAGGUUGAUGAUGCAUUGGAGAUUGUGGAAUUGAUGGAGUCAAAUGGCUGUCGGCCAAAUGCUUGGACAUAUAAUGAGUUGAUAUAUGGGUUUUGUCAGGAGAGGAAGGUGCACAAGGCAAUGGCUUUGUUGAGUAAGAUGCUUGAGAGUGGGUUAUCUCCAGGCCUUAUUACAUACACUGCUUUGAUUCAUGGGCAAUGCAAGGAGGGUCAUAUAGAUAGUGCUUUUAGACUACUUGAUUCUAUGGAAGUGAAUGGUUUGGUGCCUGAUCAACAGACAUACUCUAUCAUAAUAGAUGCCCUUUGCAAAAGUGGGAGAAUUGAAGAAGCUUACUCACUCUUUAAGUCUGUUGCUAAGGAGGAGGUAAGGGCAAACAAGGUGAUGUAUACUGCUUUAAUAGAUGGUUUAUGUAAAGCUGGAAAGCUCGAUUUUGCUCAUUCACUGCUAGAGGAAAUGGUUUCUAAGGACUGCUUGCCAGAUUCAUACACCUAUAGCGUUUUGAUAGACGGGUUGUGCAAAGAAAAAAAAUUGCAAGAAGCCUUGUCAUUACUAGAUGAUAUGUUUGAAAAGGGAAUAGAGCCCACGACUGUCACCUAUACGAUUCUUAUUGAUGAAAUGCUCAAGAAAGGGGAAUGUGAAUGUGCUAAAAGGAUGCUUCAGCAAAUGGUUUCUUCAGGGUGUAAGCCAAAUGCUAUCACCUACACAGUAUUCAUCCGUGCCUACUGCAGCGAAGGAAGAGUAGAAGAGGCAGAAAGUGUGAUGCUAGAAAUGAAAAAAGAAGGUGUUCAUCCAGAUUUGAUGACUUAUAACACAUUGAUUGAUGGGUGUGGGAAUAUGGGAUAUAUGGAUCGAGCAUUUUCUGUUCUCAAGGACAUGAUGGAUGCUGCAUGUGUGCCCAAUUACUGGACCUAUUCAGUUUUACUCAAGCAUCUCAUCAAGAGGAAGCAGGCUAGCAGUGUCUUUGCCAAUGCAUCUGACCUAUGGAGAAUAUUAGAGAUAGAUACUAUAUUGGAGCUUUUGCAGGAGAUGAUGAAGCACGGUUGCACUCCUAGUGUGGUCAUAUACAAUGUUCUCAUUUCGGGGUUCUGCAAAGAGUGCCGGUUGGAAGAAGCAUAUAUGCUACUUUCUCAAAUGAAGGAAAGAGGGAUACCGCCCAAUGAAGACAUCUACACCUCUUUAAUUAAUUGCUGCUGCAAAGUGAAAAAGUACUCCGAGGCAUCAACAUUCAUAGGAUCCAUGGUAGAAUGUGGUUAUCUACCUCACUUGGAAUCCUACCAGCUUCUUCUUUCAGGGCUUUGUGAUGAAGGAGACUUUGAGAAGGCUAAAAUGCUGUUUGAUGACUCUCUUGAGAGGGGUUAUAAUUGUGAUGAAGUUGCAUGGAAAAUUCUUAUUGAUGGUCUACUUAAAAAGGGCUAUAUCAACAUAUGCUCUGAGAUGUUAUCUAUCAUGGAGGAAAGACACUGCUCUCCUAGCUCUCAAACAUAUGCUAUGAUUGCCAGGGAUAUUCGAGAAGUAAUUAAUGAGGCAGUGAGCGAAAUUGAGGGGUGAUCUUUGUUUCUGGUUUUCUUGUGCCGUACUUAUCCAUAUGGUACAUAACAUGCAUAUUUUUCCUUGGCUGAACAAGUGAAAACCGAGAAAGCCAAGGGAAUAAGAGAAUACAUUCUUCUGGAAUGUUCUUUACCAUGUCACAUAUGAUAGUAUAUUGGUGGUAUAAGAACUUCACGAGAUUAUUGAUGAAGCAUUCUCUGGGAUGAAGUUAGACAGCCCUGGUUUAUUGCACCAUAAUUCAAAACAG